Molecule: messenger RNA, 8844 nt
Organism: Corapipo altera (White-ruffed manakin)
Lineage: Eukaryota; Metazoa; Chordata; Aves; Passeriformes; Pipridae
Product: cadherin EGF LAG seven-pass G-type receptor 2-like
Biological process (GO): cell surface receptor signaling pathway; homophilic cell-cell adhesion; G protein-coupled receptor signaling pathway
Cellular component (GO): plasma membrane
Molecular function (GO): calcium ion binding; G protein-coupled receptor activity
Source: RefSeq, a predicted model, not a curated record
AUGGGCCUUCCACCCGCCCGCCGGGCCGCGCAGCCGCUGCUCCCGCUACUGCUGCUGCUGCUGCUGCUGCCGCCGCCCGCACCGGGACCCGCCACCGGCAUCGCCAUCGCCACCGGCAUCGGCUCCGCUGCCGGCAUCGCCGCCGACACCGGCAUCGCCACCGGGACCGGCAUCAACUCCGCCACUGGGACUGGCAUCGGCUUCACCACUGGGACCGGCACCGGCAGCCGGAGCGGCACCGGGAUCCGCCCCCGCCUUCCCGACGCACUCCCGGCGCCGCUUCAGGCUCACCGCGGCGGCACCGGGGACAGCGGCGGCACCGGGGACAGUGGCGGCUCCGCGCGGCCCCCACCGAGCGAUGGGACCGCACCGGGCCCCGGCAGGCACGGCGGCGGCGUUUGGGGGUCCCGAGGCACCGGCGGCACCGCGGGCGUCAGAGGCACCGCGAGCACCGGCGUCACUGGAGCCACGAGGAGCGCUGGAGACAUCAGGAGCCUUGGAGGCGCUGGGGAUGCUGGAGGCACUGGGGACGCUGGAGGCGUCAGGGAUGCUCCUGGAGGCACCGGGGAUACCGGAGGCGCAGGGGAUACUGGAGGAACUGGAGACACCGGGAGCACCCAUGUCCUCAGGGACAGCGGGAGCGCCGCGGAUACCGGACACACUGGGAACACUGGCGUCCUCUCGGACAGCAAGAGCGCUGGGGCCAUGCUGAGCUCUGGGGGAGCUGGGGGCACUGGGGGCACCCCAGUCCUCAGGGACAUCAGGGAUACUGGAUGCACUGGGGAGACUGGGAGAGACACUGGAAGCACCGGGAGAGUUCCCAGGAGCAGCAGAGACACUGGACGUAAUGAGGAGACUGGGAAAGUCCUCAGGGACACUGAGAGCACCAGAGAAGUACCCAGGGACACCAGGAACUCUGGGAAUACUGGGCAUGCUGGGGGCACCAACAUCCCCAGGGGCACUGAGAGCACCAGCAAAGUCCCCAGGGACACUGGGAAUACUGGACACACUGGGGGCACCAACAUCCCCAGGGGCACUGAGAGCACCAACAAAGUCCCCAGGGGCACUGGGAAUGCUGGACACGCAGGUGGCACCAACAUCCCCAGGGACACUGAGAGCACCAGCAAAGUCCCCAGGGACACUGGGAAUACUGGACGUGCUGGGGGCAACAACAUCCCCAGGAACACCAGGAACACUGGGAAUACCAGACAUGCUGGGGACACCAGUGGCACAGGGGACACGAUGAGCUCCAGGGCGGUUGAGGACCCCCAGAUCAGGGCAGCCCCCAGACCCCCCGUGCUCCGCCCCCGCCGGAGCCCCAAUACAGCGCCGCAGUUCCAGCCCUCCAGCUAUCAGGCCAUGGUGGAGGAGAACCGGCCCGCAGGGACGCUGGUGACACGGGUGACGGCACAGGACCCUGAUGAGGGCGAGGCAGGGCAGCUGCUCUACGCCAUGGCCGCACUCUUUGACAGUCGCUCUGACGCCCUGUUCGCCAUGGACCCCGUGACAGGCACCGUCACCACGGCGGCGCCACUGGACCGUGAGAGCAAGAGUACCCAUGUGUUCCGCGUGACGGCGGCCGACCACGGCGCGCCCCGGCGCAGCGCCAUGGCCACGCUCACCGUCACUGUAGGCGACGCCAAUGACCACGACCCGUCCUUUGAGCAGCCUGAGUACCGUGAGAGCGUGCGGGAGAACCUGGAGGUGGGCUAUGAGGUGCUGACCGUGCGAGCCACUGAUGGCGACACCGGGCCCAACGCCAACGUGCUCUACCGGCUCCUCAAUGCCGGCAACGCCAACGAGGUGUUCGAGAUCGACCCCCGCUCCGGCGUCAUCCGCACACGUGGCCCCGUGGACCGGGAAGUGGUGGACGCCUUCGAGCUGCUGGUGGAGGCGGCGGACCAGGGCCAGGAGCCCCGCAGUGCCACGGCCACCGUGCGCAUCGUGGUGGAGGACGACAACGACAAUGCGCCGCAGUUCAGCGAGCGGCGCUACGUGGCACAGGUGCCCGAGGAUGUGGUGCCCAAUGCAGCCGUGCUGCGGGUGACGGCCACUGACCGCGACAAGGGCAGCAAUGCCCUGGUGCACUACAGCAUCGUCAGCGGCAACACCCGUGGCCACUUCUACAUUGAUGCCCAGACGGGCGCCCUGGACGUCAUCACCCCCCUGGACUUCGAGGUCACCAAGGAGUUCACGCUGCGCAUCCGGGCACAGGAUGGCGGCCGCCCGCCCCUCUCCAACAUCAGUGGGUUGGUCACUGUGCAGGUGCUGGACGUCAACGACAACGCCCCCAUCUUCGUCAGCACGCCCUUCCAGGCCACCGUGCUGGAGAACGUCCCUGUGGGCUACUCUGUGAUCCACGUGCAGGCCAUCGACGCCGACUCAGGGGACAAUGGCCGGUUGGUUUACACACUGCUGGAGACCAGCGCCGGCUUCCCCUUCACCAUCAACAAUGGCACCGGCUGGAUUGUGGUGGCCUCCGAGCUGGACCGGGAGGCCAUGGACUUCUACAGCUUCGGCGUGGAGGCGCAGGACCAGGGGACACCCCCCAUGGCCUCCACGGCCAGCGUCAGUGUCACCAUCCUGGAUGUCAAUGACAACAGCCCUGAGUUCACCCAGAGGGAAUACGGUGCCCGCCUCAACGAGGACGCAACAGUGGGGACGAGUGUCCUCACCGUGUCUGCCGUCGACCGCGACGCCAACAGCGUCAUCACUUAUCAGAUCUCCAGCGGCAACACCCGCAACCGCUUCUCCAUCACCAGCCAGAGUGGUGGGGGGCUCAUCUCUCUCGCCCUGCCCCUGGACUACAAGCUGGAGCGACAGUACCUGCUCACUGUCGCAGCGUCCGACGGCACCCGCCAGGACACCGCCCUGGUGGUCAUCAAUGUCACUGACGCCAACACCCACCGUCCUGUCUUCCAGAGCUCCCACUACACCAUCAACAUCAACGAGGACCGGCCAGUGGGUACUACGGUGGUGGUGAUCAGUGCCACAGAUGAGGACACCGGGGAGAAUGCCCGCAUCACCUACCUGAUGGAGGACAGCAUCCCCCAGUUCCGCAUCGCCGCCAACACUGGCGCCGUCACCACCCAGAUGGAGCUGGACUACGAGGACCAGGUGUCCUACACCUUGGCCAUCACGGCGCGGGACAACGGCAUCCCCCAGAAAUCCGACACCACCUACCUGGAGAUCCUGGUGAGCGACGUCAACGACAACGCACCGCAGUUCCUCCGCCACUCCUACCAGGGCUCCGUCUACGAGGAUGUCCCUGCCUUCACCAGUGUUCUGCAGGUCUCCGCCACUGACCGCGACUCUGGGCUCAAUGGCAGGGUGUUCUACACCUUCCAGGGUGGUGAUGAUGGCGAUGGCGACUUCAUCAUCGAGUCCACCUCAGGCAUCGUCCGCACUCUGCGCCGCCUGGACCGGGAGAACGUGCCGCUCUACUCCCUGCGGGCCUUCGCUGUCGACAAGGGGGUGCCGGUGCGGCGGACACCAGUGGAGAUCCAGGUGACGGUGCUGGAUGUCAAUGACAACCCACCUGUCUUCGAGCAUGACGAGUUUGACAUCUUCGUGGAGGAGAACAGCCCCAUCGGGCUGGUGGUGGCCCGGAUCACAGCCACCGACCCCGACGAGGGCACCAACGCACAGAUCAUGUAUCAGAUUGUGGAGGGCAACAUCCCAGAGGUCUUCCAGCUGGACAUCUUCUCCGGGGAGCUCACGGCACUGGCCGACCUGGACUAUGAGGCCAAGGCCGAGUACGUCAUGGUGGUCCAGGCCACGUCGGCACCGCUGGUCAGCCGGGCCACCGUGCACGUGCGGCUGCGCGAUGCAAAUGACAACAGCCCCCAACUGAAGAACUUCGAGAUCCUCUUCAACAACUACAUCACCAACCACUCUGGGAGCUUCCCUGGUGGUGUCAUCGGCCGCAUCCCAGCCCACGACCCUGACGUGUCCGACCGCCUCACCUACGCCUUCGAGCAGGGCAACGAACUCAACCUGGUGCUGCUGGACCCCCAGAGCGGGGAGCUGCGGCUCAGCCCCGCCCUGGACAACAACCGCCCGCUGGAGGCCGUCAUGAGGGUCUCUGUGUCCGACGGUGUUCACAGCGCCAGCGCACAGUGCGUGCUGCGGGUAACGGUGAUCACGGACGAGAUGCUCAGCAACAGCAUCACCCUGCGCUUGGCUGACAUGUCACAGGAGCUCUUCCUGUCACCGCUGCUCGGCCGCUUCCUCGAGGGGGUGGCGGCCGUGCUGGGCACCCCCCGGCACCGCGUCGUGCUCUUCAACAUCCAGGCAGAUACGGACGUGGGGCCGGCGCGGAUCCUCAAUGUGAGCUUGUCGGCGCUGCUGCCGCCACCCGUGGUCUCGCGCUUCUUCUCCUCCGAGGAGCUGCAGGAGCGGCUCUACCUCAACCGCUCGCUGCUGGCGGCCACCACGGCACAGCGAGUGCUGCCCUUCGAUGACAACGUGUGCCUGCGCGAGCCCUGUGAAAACUACAUGCGCUGCGUGGCCGUGCUGCGCUUCGACAGCUCCGCGCCCUUCCUGGCCUCCGACACCAUCCUGUUCCGGCCCAUCCGGCCUGUGCCAGGGCUGCGCUGCCGCUGCCCGCCUGGCUUCACCGGCGACUACUGCGAGACCGAGAUCGACCUGUGCUACUCCAGCCCCUGCGGUGCCCACGGGCGCUGCCGCAGCCACGAGGGCGGCUACACCUGCGAGUGCCACGAGGACUUCACCGGUGAGCAGCGCCAGCCCAGGGGCCUCAGGGUGCCCGGGCUGGGUGCGGGGGUGGUGUCGGGGCUGGGCACGGCCCCACGCGUGUUUCCCGCAGAGAUGGCGGCCCCGCAGCGGUUCGUGGGCAGCAGCCGCGUGGCGUGGGCGGGGCUGGCGCUGCCCCUCGCCCUGCCCUGGCACCUCCGGCUCAUGUUCCGCACCCGCCACCCACGGGGGGUCCUGCUGAGGGCGGGGGCGGGGGGGCGCCUCAGCCUCACCCUGCAGCUGAGCGAGGGGCAGCUGGAGGUGGGGGCCUGGCAGGGGGGUGCCCGCCUGGCCGUGUUGCGCCUGCCCCAAGCCAAGGUAGACGACGGUGCCUGGCACCACGCAGAGCUGGAGCUGCGGGGGGGCGGGCCCGGCCGCGACCCCCCCGCCACCCUCCUCCUCCUCACCCUCGACUACGGCCGACACCAGGCGGUGGGCGACGUGCCCGGGGAGCUGCAGGGGCUGCGGCUGCGGACCCUCAGCCUUGGGGGGCUGCCCGGGGAAGGGGGAACUGUGGAGGAGGGAUUCCGGGGGUGCCUGCAGGGGCUGCGCAUGGGGGACACGUCUGUGACGGUGGGUGCCCUGAGCCUGGCACAGGCUGCCCAGGUGAACGUGGAGGGGGGCUGUGCCCUGCCCGACCCCUGCGACUCGGGGCCCUGCCCCCCCCCCCCCCCCUGCCGCCCCGGGGGCCACAGCCCCCCCCCCCCGUGCCACCCUGGGUACUUUGGGGACAACUGUGUCAGCGCCUGUGCCCUGGACCCCUGCGAGCCCCCGGGCACGUGUGCCCGCCGGCCGGGCACGGCCCCCGGCUACACCUGCCACUGCCCCUCGGGCACCUUCGGCACCCUGUGCCAGCACCGGGAGGCCCAGCCGUGCCCACGGGGGUGGUGGGGACACCCCACGUGUGGCCCCUGCAGCUGUGAUGCCUCGAGGGGCUUCGACCCCGACUGCAACAAGACCACGGGCGAGUGUCACUGCAAGGACAACCACUACCGUCCCGCGGGCAGUGACACGUGCCAGCCGUGCGAGUGCUACCCCACGGGAUCGCUGUCGCGGCGCUGCGAUGCCACCAGCGGGCAGUGCCUCUGCAAGGCAGGGGUCAUCGGCCGCCACUGCGACCGCUGUGACAACCCCUUCGCCGAGGUGACAGCGGGCGGCUGCGAAGUGAACUAUGACAGCUGUCCCCGGACCAUCGAGGCCAACAUCUGGUGGCCCCGCACCCGGUUUGGGCUCCCAGCAGCCGCACCCUGUCCCAAGGGCUCCGUGGGUACGGCCCUGCGCCAUUGCGACGAGCACAAGGGGUGGCUACCCCCCAACCUCUUCAACUGCAGUGCCCUGGCCUUCGCCGCCUUGCGCCCCUGGGCAGAGCAGUUGGUGGGCAACGAGUCGCGCUGGGACGCAGGGCAGUCGCGCCGGGUGGCGCUGGCGCUGCGCGAGGCCACGCGUGGAACCCGCGGGUACUUCGGCAGCGACGUGCGCCUGGCAUACCGCCUGGCAGGGGCUCUGCUGCGCCACGAGAGCCGCCAGCGCGGCUUCCGCCUCGCCGCCACGCAAGACGUGCACUUCACCGAGAACCUGCUACGGGUGGGCAGUGCCCUGCUGGACGUGGACAACAAGCGGCACUGGGAGCUGAUCCAGCAGACGGAGGGGGGCACGGCCCAGCUGCUGCGGCACUUCGAGGAGUACGCGCGGGCCCUGGCACGGAACAUGCCCCAGACCUACCUGAGCCCCUUCACCAUCGUCACCCCCAACAUCGUGGUGUCGGUGGUGCGGCUAGACAAGAGCAGCCCAGCGGGUGCCCGCCUGCCCCGCUACGAGGCCCUGCGGGGGGAGAAGCCCUCAGACCUGGAGACCACCGUCAUCCUGCCCGACAGCGUCUUCUGGUCCCCUGAGGGCAGGCGCCCCUCCAGCGGGCACGGGCAGGCCCUGCCGGGCACGGGCGGGCAGGAGAAGGAAGAGGAGGAGGAGGAAGAGGCCGAAGAGGAGGAGGAGGAGGAGGAGGACGGAGAGGUGACCGUGGUGACCCGGCACAGGCGACACCCGGCCCUUGGCGAGGGCCAGGCAAUCGCCAGCGUCAUCAUCUACCGCACCCUGGCAGGGCUCCUCCCGCCACGCUUCGACAGCGACAAGCGCAGCCUCCGGGUGCCCAAGCGCCCCGUUAUCAACACACCCGUGGUCAGCAUCAGUGUCCACGCGGGGGGCACGGCGGGCACAGGCACCCCCCGGGAACUGGUCAAGCCUGUCACCCUCCAGUUCCGGCUCCUGGAGACGCAGGAACGCUCCAAGCCCAUCUGCGUGUUCUGGAACCACUCCCUGCGGACGGGUGGUGCAGGGGGUUGGUCGGCGCGGGGCUGCGAGGUCGCCUUCAGGAACCGGAGCCACGUGAGCUGCCAGUGUCACCACCUGACCAGCUUCGCCGUCCUCAUGGACAUAUCCCGCCGGGAGAACGGGGAGGUGCUGCCCCUGGCGGCCCUGACCUACGGCUCUCUGGGGGUGGCCCUGGCGGGGCUGGUCCUGGUGGUGCUGGCCCUGGGCACACUGCGGGGGCUGCACUCCAACCGCCACAGCAUCCGGCGGCACGGCGCCGCCGCCCUACUUCUGGCACAGCUCGUGUUCCUGCUCGGCAUCAACCAGGCCGAGCUCCCGCUGGCCUGCACGGUGGUGGCCAUCCUGCUGCAGUUCCUGUACCUGGGGGCGGUGGGCUGGGGGCUGCUGGAGGCCCUUCACCUGUACCGGCGCCGCAGCGAGCCCCGCAGCGUGGACAGGGGGCCCAUGCGCUUCUACCACGUGCUGGGCUGGGGGCUGCCUGCCUUCAUCACCGGCCUGGCUGUGGGGUUGGACCCCGAGGGUUACGGGACCCCCGAGUUCUGCUGGCUGGCCCUGCACGAUCCCCUCGUGUGGAGCUUGGCUGGCCCCGCCGCCGCUGCCCUCGCCGUCGGCAUCUUCUUCCUGGUGCUGGCAGGCAGGGCUGCGUGCACCACCCCACAGGGCUUCCAGAAGAAGGGCUCGGCGUCGGGAGUCCGCACAGCGGCCGUGCUCCUGGCUGUGCCCAGCCUGGCCUGGCUGCUGGCCCUGCUGUCGGUGAACAGUGAUGCCCUGCUGUGCCACUACCUGUUUGCUGCCUCCAACUGCCUCCAGGGGCCCCUCAUGUUCCUGUCCUGUGUGGUGCUGAGCAAGGAGGUGCGGAGGAGCCUCCACCUGAGCUGUGCCCGCCGCCACCACCCCCCACUGGCCACCAAGGCCACCCUGACACCCGCGUACAGCGGGGACAGCACAUACGUGGCAGGGCCGCUGUGCCCCCCCCCGGGUGGGGGGUCCUCGGGGUCAUUACACAGCACAGCCCGGUCAGGCAAGAGCCAUCACAGCUACAUCCCCUUCGUCAGGAGGGAGGACUCGGGGCUGGCGGGCAGCCCGGGGCCGCUGCCCGAGCCCGGGGGACUCUUCUUCGACGCGCAGGAGCAGCCCGAGGAGCACGACACGGACUCGGACAGUGACCUGUCCCUGGACGACCCGAGUGGCUCCUACGGCUCCACCCACUCGUCGGACAGCGACGACGAGCCCCCCCCCUGCUGGGACUCCCUGCCUGGGGCUCCCCCGGCCCCCCCCGGCCCCGGUGGCCCCCGGAUGCCCCCGGGGUGCCCGUACUGGCCCGGGGAGUUCGUGACGACGGCGAGCGAGAGCGAGGGCAUGGCGGGCACCGAGGGGUUGCGGGUGCAGCCGGCAGGGGGGGCAGGGGGACCCCCCCGGGGAGACCCUCCCAGGCCCAACGGGGAGGCCCUGCCCAGGGAACCCCUGCUGCUGCCCCUGCCCCACCCACACAAAGGGAUCCUGAAGAAGAAGUGCCUGCCCCCCAUCAGCGAGCGGGGGGGCAGUGCCCAGCGCCCCGGGCCCCCCCUGCCGCCCCCUGCGGGCACGGCCACCUCGUCAGGCAGUGACGGGGGUGCCCCCCUGGCCCCCCGGGCCCGGCAGAGCCUCGAGGAGCAGCUGAGCGGCCUCACCCCCAUUUCCAUGAGCAUCCGCGCGGGCACUGCUGAUGAGGACUCCUCUGGCUCUGAAUUUCUGUUCUUUAAUUUUCUCCAUUAACUCAUG